Molecule: messenger RNA, 354 nt
Organism: Entamoeba invadens IP1
Lineage: Eukaryota; Evosea; Mastigamoebida; Endamoebidae
Exons: 1
Coding region: 1-354 (117 amino acids)
Source: RefSeq, a predicted model, not a curated record
AUGAAACGGUUGUUUGGGGGAUUGUUUUCGACGGGGAAGAGCACGUGGUUUAAGAAAGAACUUUCGGAAGAAGAGAUGGAGGAUGACAUGUUUUGGGAAUUACUUGACCUGUUAGCUGACCUCGACAAAACAAAAGAACUUCCUGAGGUCCAAAAAAACAUUUAUGAGCUCGAGUUGACGUUUUCAAGACAACCCGUUGGGCUCAAACGAGAGAUGAUUGAAGUCGACGAACUCAACAACCGAGUCAAAGUAGCCGAAAGCAAACUCGAAACUUUGGAGAAAUCUAAUCAUAAAAUGCAGCAUGACAGAAUCGUCAGAGUGUCGAAGCUCUUCCCAACAUCAAUGGAAAAAUAA